Molecule: messenger RNA, 3579 nt
Organism: Akanthomyces muscarius
Lineage: Eukaryota; Fungi; Ascomycota; Sordariomycetes; Hypocreales; Cordycipitaceae
Exons: 1
Coding region: 1-3579 (1192 amino acids)
Biological process (GO): maturation of SSU-rRNA from tricistronic rRNA transcript (SSU-rRNA, 5.8S rRNA, LSU-rRNA)
Cellular component (GO): nucleolus; intracellular anatomical structure
Molecular function (GO): RNA binding; ATP binding; ATP hydrolysis activity
Source: RefSeq, a predicted model, not a curated record
AUGGCAAAAUUUGUUCCCAGACAGCGCAAGCACAGGGUGCUGGCCCGUGAGCGAGCCAAAGAAAAUGCCCGCCACGAUGUCCCAGACUCCAACCAAGAAAUCAUCGACUCGACCGACAAGCAAGAAUGGGCGGACAAGCGCGCACGCAUGAAGGAGGAGCUCAAGCAGGAGGCUGGGAAAAUGAGCUCGAAGAAAGCCAAGCGUCUCGAAAAGUACAUUGACACCAAGCUUCGCAAGGACGAGAACCGAGAGCUGCUGGCCAAACUGGCAUCAACAAAGGUCGACACGAGUUUAUUCUCGAGCAGCAAAUCUCUAGGUCAAGGCCGUGAGACUAAGAAGCAGAGUCUGUCAAGAGCACUGAGAGAAGCUCGAGCUGGAAUUGAGGACGAAGACGAGCUUCUGGAGGAAAGGCACGAGGCAGUUGAAGAUGACAAUAGCGACGAGAAUGACGACGAGCCGGCUGCUGCCUCAAAGCACGCGCCUGUUGCGACAUUGAAAAGCGAAAAGAAGUCCACAGAUACCGAAGCUGGCCCCACACAAACACCAACCGCAAUAGGAUCCGGCUUGAAGCGACCGCUCGAUGUCGACGAAGAUGGAAGACCGGUGAUUCAGAAGCGACGAAAACGAGGCGGCGUCAAAUCUAAAGUCACUGCACCUGUCGAAUUACCCUCUUCAGAAAGCGAGAGUGAGAACGAUGAGGACGAGUGGAAUGGCAUAAGUGACGACGGUGACGACGAGCCGCAAGACGAAGACGAAAAUGACGAGGAGGACUCUGUUGAAGAUGACAGUGACGACGACGAGGACGACGACGAGGAUGAUGAGGAAGAUGAAGAGACAAGUGCGCAAAAAUCGCAAAGAUCCUCCAUCUUCAAAGCCUGGGCAACACAACAGCGUAACGAAGCCCUAGGAUUCAACCCAAAUGAUCCGACAACAAGCAAUAUGGUGAUUCCAAAGCCAGAGAACUUUGUUCCACGGGCUCCUGAACAGGACCCGCUACCCAUGGAGCUACAGCCUACUGAGAAUAUAGAAAGAAAGGCAUUCAGCGUCACUGUCACAAGAACCGCAGAAAUCGAAGAAGCUCGAUUGAAACUUCCAGUCGUUUCAGAGGAGCAGAAACUUAUGGAAGCUAUCCACAACCACAACAUAGUCGUCAUCUGUGGUGCUACGGGUUCGGGUAAGACGACCCAAGUACCCCAGUUUCUGUACGAAGCUGGCUAUGGAGCGAAGGACUCGGAGACACCGGGCAUGAUUGGCGUCACGCAGCCUCGUCGAGUCGCUGCUGUCAGUAUGUCCAAGCGUGUAGCUGAGGAACUGGGCGAUCACUCGUCAGCCGUUGCCUACCAAAUUCGAUUUGAAGGAAAUGUUGACGAUAAGACUGCCGUCAAAUUCAUGACGGAUGGUAUCUUACUCCGCGAAAUUGCCCAAGAUAUUACCCUCAAAAAAUAUUCAGCUGUCAUCAUUGAUGAAGCACACGAACGGAGUGUGAAUACAGACAUUUUGAUUGGUAUGCUAAGCAGAGUCAUCAAACUCCGGGCUGAGCUAGCUGAGGAAGACCCCAAGCUCAAGCCGCUGAAACUCGUCAUCAUGUCCGCCACACUUCGAAUUGAAGAUCUUACCAUGAACCCCAAUCUAUUCCCUACACCUCCUCCGGUUCUUGAGGUGGAAGGCAGACAGCACCCCGUUACAAUGCACUUUGCUCGCAAGACACACCACGACUACGUCGAAGAAGCCUUCCGCAAGAUCAGUCGCGGGCAUAGAAAACUGCCGCCUGGUGGAUUUCUCGUUUUUCUCACUGGUCGCAACGAAAUUCUUCAGCUCAGUGAGCGCUUGAAAACGGCGUUCGGGGGGCUUAGAUCUGCAGCAGGUCCCAAAGUACGGAUAUCAGCAUCUGAAGCACCACUGGAGGUGGAAGACCUCGAUUUCGGUGAUGUUGACGACAACACCUACGAUGAUUUGGACGAGAUAAUAUCGGACGGUGAAGAGGAGGAGGAUGAGUUUGUGAUUGAAGAGGAACAAGAAGCCGCGCCUCUAAAAGCUCAGAUUCUGCCUCUCUACUCGCUCCUGCCUACACGCGAACAGAUGAGGGUCUUUGAGCCCGCACCUGACGGCACGAGACAAAUUAUCCUAGCCACCAACGUUGCUGAAACGUCUUUGACCAUUCCAGGUACUCGAUUCGUGUUUGAUUGUGGUCGAGUCAAGGACCGAAACUACGACCGCCAGAGCGGCGUGCAGAGCUAUGAUAUUGGCUGGAUCAGCAAAGCUAGUGCCAAUCAGCGCGCGGGUCGUGCAGGCCGUACAGGCCCCGGCCACUGCUACAGACUCUACUCGUCUGCUGUAUUUGAGCGCGACUUUGAGGAGUUUGCGGACCCCGAGCUUUUGCGCAUGCCGAUCGAGGGUGUUGUUCUGCAGCUCAAGUCUAUGAAUUUGCAGAAUGUCGUCAACUUUCCCUUUCCCACGCCUCCAGAACGACAUAGCCUGACCACCGCCGAGAAGCUACUGGAAUAUCUUUCAGCAAUCUCAUCCAGCGGCCAGAUUACGCAAAUUGGCCAGACAAUGUCUGUGUUUCCUCUUUCACCCCGAUUUGCCAGAAUUUUACUUGUUGGACACUUGCACGACUGCUUGCCUUAUACCAUUGCUCUCGUUGCUGGCUUGUCUGCCGCGGAAGUGUUCUUACCCGAGGCGCAGGCUGUACCGGCUCUUGCAGCACAGGAAGAGGGCGCGAUCCGCACCAACGCCGACAUUGUGGCCGAGACGAAGCAAGUCAACGCGCGACGCAUGUUCAACGAGGUCCACCGCAACUUUUGCUACCUCGACGACAAGUCUGACGCCAUCAAACUGCUGCAGGUCGUGGGCGAGUUUGCGCACGAGCCCACGGAAGCCUGGUGCGAAAGCCACUUUGUGCGCUUCAAGGUGCUCAAGGAAAUCCAGCAGCUGCGCAAACAAAUCACGGAUCUGCUGCGGACGAAUAUCCCAUCAUUCUCCAGCAUCAAGUACAAAGACAAACUUGACCCGCCAUCUGCCAAGCAGGUGGCUGCGCUUAAACAAAUGGCUGCUGCCGGUUUCAUCGACCAGGUUGCGAUUCGCGCAGACAAGGCCCCUGUGCCCCCCGAGCAGCACCGCAAGCCGAAGCGUGCGAUUGACGUACCGUAUGUACCUCUGAUUCCCCUGCAUGGCGCAUCAAGCGCCGCCAGCGAGAGUGGCCUAGUUUACAUUCACCCGACAUCACCCAUGGCACACCUCAGCAUCCAAGAGUGCCCAGAGUACAUUGUCUACUCGUACCUGCAGCGCGCGACAACGACGGGCGACGGGUCAAAGACGCCCAAGACCAGGAUGCAUGCGCUCACCGACGUCUCGGGCGGACAGCUGGCCGGGCUGGCCAAGGGCACCUCGCUGCUGACCUACGGCAAGCCCAUCAAGGAGACGCGCGCGCCGUCGGCGGCGGUGGACGGCGGCAGCACGCGCGAGUGCUGGGUUAAUCCGUACCUGCGGGCCGAGAACACUGGAGGGCAGGGCUGGCAGCUGCCGGCCAAAAAGGUCAAGCAAAGGAAGAUGGCGGGCAAGGGAUGGGUGGUGGAGUGA